UCAUGACAGGCAGCAGAAGCGCAGCAGUGUGGAGUCCAAAGACACUCGCGUCUAUUUAAAAGCACCGCCGGCUCGUCAUCGCUUAUUCUUAACCUCAUGCGUUGAAAUGGUGAUCAAAUCUAAGGAACUACAACCAAACGGCUCGCUCUGCCUGCUCUCCGGCUGAUUAUUAGUCGCCAUUGCGCAGUCAAUGUUAUUAAGAGUGUUUGUGCUCGCGUUAGUGCGCGUCGCUGCCGAUCAUUUCUCUCUCAGUGCACCACUAGAGCUGGACUCUCCGUCACGCUGUUUACACUGAGGACGCCUUAAAUUAAGCCUCUAUCUCCAUAACCGACCCACAGAAGGACACUGACACCAUGUUUGAAACCAGAGGAAUCCCCUUUAUAUUGCUUGACAUCGCGUGCCUAAUACUCGUUGGACUCCCAUUUGCAAUACUCACAAUACUACACAAAUCAUUCAAACGAGGAUUUUUCUGUAACGAUGACUCUAUCAACUACCCGUAUAAAGAAGACACCAUUUCCUAUCCGUUAUUAGGAGGAGUAAUGAUUCCUAUCACUGUGCUUACUAUGAUCAUAGGGGAGUGCCUUUCAGUCUAUCUAAACCGCGUCAAAUCAAAGUCUUUCUGUAACAGUUAUGUGGCCUGUAUCUAUAAGGCCAUUGGCACCUUCUUAUUUGGUGCCGCCAUGAGCCAAUCACUCACCGACAUUGCCAAAUAUUCCAUCGGCCGGCUGCGGCCACACUUCCUGGAUGUGUGCAAACCGGACUGGACGCAGAUCAACUGCACAGGAGGGGCUUACAUUGAGGACUUCGUCUGUACUGGGGAUUCAACCAAGGUCAAUGAGGGAAGACUCUCAUUUUACUCUGGACACUCCUCAUUCUCCAUGUACUGUAUGCUGUUCCUGGCACUUUAUCUUCAAGCAAGAAUGCAAGCUGAAUGGGCACGGCUCCUUCGCCCCACGCUCCAGUUCUUCCUGAUCGCCGCCUCCGUCUAUACAGGACUGUCCCGUGUCUCAGACUACAAACACCACUGGAGUGAUGUACUCGCAGGACUCAUACAAGGAGCCAUCGUGGCUUUACUAGUGGUUUUCUUUGUGUCGGAUUUCUUCAAAAAGAAAGUCGAACCACAGAAGGAGGCAGAGAUCCCACACACCACCUUACAAGAGACACCUACGAAUGGAAAUCACUAUGACAACCCAAACUAAGCUAUGAUGAGCCUCUGUGGAUGGGACGGGGUUUCAGCAUGCACCCACUAUGAGGGCAGACCACUAGGGUGGAAACCUGUGAAUGUAACCUUGCUUUCUAUGCUCUCCAGAUGCUCUUUUCUGGGGAUUUCUCUAUGGACGCUGUCCCACGAUGCCUUCGCUGGACUGCUUCUGCUGCUACCACAGCUUCCUGUGUAUCUCUCCAAAAACUAAUAAGUGUACCUCUAUUAAGCCACAAAAGAAAAACCUUUUUUUAUCUGUAUGAAAAAAAAUCACUAUACAGUCUUUUUUUUUUUUAUUAAAAUUGUAAAAAUUAUGUACAAUGUUGCGCUUUUAUGAUGGAAACAAAAACCCAUUAUGCUCGUUGACAAACACUAAUAAAACUGUUUCAUGUAAA
This is a messenger RNA of Cyprinus carpio (common carp), 1596 nucleotides long. RefSeq names its product phospholipid phosphatase 1a (gene plpp1a). Gene Ontology annotation, biological process: signal transduction; phospholipid dephosphorylation; phospholipid metabolic process. Lineage: Eukaryota; Metazoa; Chordata; Actinopteri; Cypriniformes; Cyprinidae. The record is from RefSeq and is a predicted model, not a curated record. Gene Ontology annotation, molecular function: phosphatidate phosphatase activity.